Brachypodium distachyon (stiff brome) is the source of this 2210-nucleotide messenger RNA. RefSeq names its product non-specific phospholipase C1. Lineage: Eukaryota; Viridiplantae; Streptophyta; Magnoliopsida; Poales; Poaceae. The record is from RefSeq and is a predicted model, not a curated record. The transcript is spliced from 3 exons. Bases 134 to 1759 code for a protein of 541 amino acids. Gene Ontology annotation, biological process: phospholipid catabolic process. Gene Ontology annotation, molecular function: hydrolase activity, acting on ester bonds.
CCCGCACGCAAAAGCAACGCGAAGCGAAGACUGCUUGGAUUAAAAGGGAAUUUUCUCUGAAAACUAAACCACUUGCCAAAACACCAAUCCCUCGCUGCCGCCGCCGCCGACGACCCUGACUCCGGCGCCAUCCAUGGCCGGACAGCGCCGCGGGGGGCGGCACCUCCUAGUGGGGGCCCUCCUCCUGGCCCUGGUCGUCUCGGCCCACUGCCUGGACUCGCACCACGGCCGCGGGCUGAAGCGGCGCCGCCGGAAGCACGAGAUCCACUCGCCGAUCAAGACGGUGGUGGUGGUCGUCAUGGAGAACCGCAGCUUCGACCACGUCCUGGGCUGGCUCCGCGGCCAGCGCCCCGACAUCGACGGCCUCACGGGCAAGGAGUCCAACCGCCUCAACGCCUCCGACCCGUCCUCCCCCGAGAUCUUCGUCACCGACAAGGCCGGGUACGUCGACUCCGACCCCGGCCACGGCUUCGAGGACAUCCGCGAGCAGAUCUUCGGCUCCGCCGACACCUCCGCCGUGCCGCCCCCCAUGUCCGGCUUCGCCCAGAACGCGCGCGGCAUGGGCCUCGGCAUGCCGCAGAACGUCAUGAGCGGCUUCACGCCGGACUCCGUCCCCGUCUACGCCUCGCUCGCUGAAGAGUUCGCUGUAUUCGACCGCUGGUUCGCCUCCGUGCCCACCUCCACGCAGCCCAACCGCCUCUUCGUCCACUCGGCGACCUCCCACGGCCUCACCUUCAACGCGCGCAAGGACCUCAUUAAUGGAUUCCCCCAGAAGACCAUCUUCGAUAGCCUCGAGGAGAACGGCCUGUCCUUCGGCAUCUACUACCAGAACAUCCCGGCCACGCUCUUCUACCAGAGCCUUCGCCGGCUCAAGCACCUUGUCAAGUUCCACCAAUACAGCCUCAAGUUCAAGCUGGACGCAUGGCGGGGGAAGCUCCCGAAUUAUGCGGUGAUUGAGCAGAGGUACUUUGAUUGCAAGGAGUUCCCGGCAAACGAUGACCAUCCAUCGCAUGAUGUUGCGAGGGGGCAGAGGUUUGUCAAGGAAGUCUACGAGACACUGCGAGCGAGCCCACAGUGGAAUGAGACGGCUCUGAUCAUCACCUAUGAUGAGCAUGGUGGGUUCUAUGACCAUGUUCCCACACCGGUAGUCGGAGUGCCCCAGCCUGAUGGGAUUGUUGGCCCUGACCCUUACUACUUCAAAUUUGAGCGGCUCGGGGUGCGUGUGCCCAGCUUCCUCAUCUCGCCGUGGAUUGAGAAGGGCACUGUGAUCCAUGAACCAAAUGGUCCGACGCCAACCUCACAAUAUGAACAUUCAUCCAUUCCUGCAACAGUAAAGAAGCUAUUUGGUUUACAUUCUAACUUCCUGACAAAGAGGGAUGCAUGGGCAGGGACCUUUGAGAAUUACUUCAAAAUUCGAAAAACACCAAGAACUGAUUGUCCAGAGAAACUCCCAGAGGUCUUAAAGUCUCUGCGACCAUUUGGCCCUGAUGAAGAUAAAUCUCUCUCGGAAUUUCAAGUCGAGUUGAUUCAACUUGCCUCUCAGCUAAAUGGUGAUCAUGUACUCAACACCUAUCCAGAUAUUGGCAAGACAAUGACUGUAGUGGAAGCAAACCGCUAUGCAGAGGAUGCUGUCGCUAGAUUCCUGGAAGCUGGAAGGAUUGCUCUUAGGGCUGGUGCAAACGAAUCUGCUCUGGUGACAAUGAGGCCUGCACUCACCAGCAGAGCCGCAAUGUCCACUGGUUUAUCAGCUGAACUCUGAUGGAUGUUCUGGAUUUGGCCCACAAAAUUCUGCAUCAUGAUUUGCAUUCUAUCAGCUGCAGUCUGAUGUAAUGGAUAGGUUUUAAAGAUGGUUUUGUACAUAGACACCAUGAUACUUCAUAUCUGAAGCUUACUCCAGCGGGUCCCCGUGCUGAGAUAUCAGCUCAGGAGUAUCAUCACCCAACAUACCACUACCAGACACGAGCCAAAGAUCCCCUUCUGGGAUAAGCUGUAACUGGAAUUUGUAAUCUAUGGUUGGGAAAUUGUACCAAUUCAGCUCUCUACUACCUGCUUGUAAAGCAGGUGAACUGCACCUCUAGAGUAUUGUAUGAUGUAUUGAUGCGACUUAAAACGAUCUUUCUCGCUAUAGUGCUUUUGAAGGAUUUGAACUGUAUGCAUCUUUUAUGUACAUUUCCUACCCAUCGGGCAUUAUGAUAUGUUCUCAAUCUGCA